GAAAACCAAAAACAAGCCGUAGGGGAAGGUCAAUUUGAAAGGCCUAAUAACCCAUCAGUAAUUCUGAAAUCGAGCAAGCAAGCACAAAAGCCAGAAACCAGGCCAAAUCCCUAGGAGGAAUAAAGCUGAAAAGGUAACAGCAUAAAAUGAUGGAAUUCUUGUCYGGCCCAGGUAGCAAAGAAGUUUUAUAUAAACAAAUGAAUGCAAGGAAGAAGAGUUAGCUUGUUACACAGCGAAAUGCACACAGGACUGAAGUCUAUUGUUGCUGCUUUUGCAGUUAAACAGCCUUAAAAUGUUUACACCUGAGGCCAUAGCUAUGGGUAAGUGCUAGCCUAAGUGAAGGAAAUGUUUAUUUGUUUGUUUUUUAUGAUUCUGUUUGUUGCUGUCCUCCGGGAGGGGUGGGAUAGAUUUGCUUUGCGUAGACAGAACUCUUCUUGACUCAAGUUGGGUGCAUGGGAAGAGUGCAUCAGAAUCGGCCUCCUACCUGCCAGUUUGUUGCCCAGCAGAGGGAAUGACCGGGAGGAAGAUGCUGGUGUGCACCUGGUGGGAGUGGAAACGCAAACCACGCUACAGACGCACGGGCAGUAGGGUGAACAAGGUACGCCACCCAUUAAAGUUCUCAUGCCUGCACUUUCUCCGACGAUGGAAGAAGGAAACAUUGUGAAAUGGUUAAAAAAGGAAGGUGAAGCAGUGAACGCCGGAGAYGCGUUGUGUGAGAUUGAAACGGACAAAGCAGUGGUUACCAUGGAAUCCAGCGAUGAUGGCAUCUUGGCUAAAAUACUGGUGGAAGAAGGAAGCAAAAACGUUCGCUUGGGCUCGCUGAUCGGCCUGCUCGUGGAAGACGGGCAGGACUGGAAGGCGGUUGAAAUCCCGGCGGAUGCUGGUGCCCUGUCCCCUCUGGCUCCAGCAGCUGCUGCUCCUACCUCAGCUCCCGCAGGCCCUUCAGUUUCAGCCCCUCCUAAGCUGGAGCAUCACCCUGGGAAGCUGCAGAUUCGCUUAAGUCCUGCAGCUCGCAACAUUCURGAGACUCAUGGACUAGAUCCAAGCAAUAUUACACCUACAGGGCCCCGAGGAAUCUUCACGAAAGAGGAUGCUCUCAAACUCCUGCAAGAGAAGCAGAAGGGCAGACGCAGUGAAGUGCGGGCCGCGGCUCCGCCGGCGCCUCCCCAGGCCACCACGGUGCCUUCUGCUCCACCGGCAACAGCUGGGACUUCCGCUUAUCCAAGGCCAGCAGCUCCACCACUUUCCACACCAGGAAAACCUCCUCCACCGGGUGCCUUCACAGAAAUCCCAGCUAGCAACAUCCGAAGAGUUAUUGCUAAGAGAUUAACAGAGUCUAAAACUACUAUACCUCAUGCAUAUGCUGCCGCUGACUGUGACAUUGAUGCUAUUUUGAAACUGAGGAAAGAAUUGGCUAAAGAUGACAUUAAAGUAUCUGUAAAUGACUUUAUUAUCAAAGCAGCUGCAGUUACUUUGAAGCAAUUGCCAGAUGUGAAUGUAACCUGGGGUGGAGAGGGCCCCAGGCAGCUGCACACCAUUGACAUCUCUAUUGCUGUGGCAACAGACCGUGGUCUCAUUACACCAGUCAUAAAAGAUGUUGCUGCCAAGGGAAUACAGGAAAUUGCUGCCUCUGCAAAGGCUCUAGCAAAGAAAGCAAGAGAUGGGAAACUCUUACCGGAGGAAUAUCAGGGGGGAUCAUUUAGCAUCUCCAAUCUGGGCAUGUUCGGCAUCAGUGACUUCAUUGCAGUCAUAAACCCUCCACAGGCCUGCAUCCUAGCUGUGGGCCGAGCCAGACCAGAGCUCAAGAUUGUGGAAGAUGAAGAAGGGAAUGAGAAACUUAAGCAACAUCAACUCAUGACAGUGACUCUGUCAAGUGAUGGUCGGGUAGUAGAUGAUGAACUGGCUUCAAAGUUUUUGGAGACCUUAAAAGCCAACAUAGAGAAUCCGAUGCGACUUACUUUGGGUUAAACUUGGUGAAGAUUGCUUCCUGUUUGGACAACAUUUAAAAUUCUGUUACAGAAAAACAAUCCCACGUACAUGUAGAGGAAAUAAGUAGUGUCAGAUGGACAGCUAAAAUACUUAAUUUAUUUGAAAUAACCUGAAAAACUGUUAAUUCUCAUUUUUUUGUUCAUUUCCAGGUCUUGUUUUUUAUAUUGAAACUAGAGACAUUUAAAUAUAAGGUUAACAUGUUCUAAUUCUUUGUAUGUUUAGUAUUCAUGGCACAUAACAUUUGAAAAGAAUAAUCAAUCUCUUCUGUAAGGGAAUGUACAAGAACACUUUAUUAAAUGUAAAAGGGAAUGAGAGAUGCUUUAUUUCAGCACAGUUUUUACAGUGAGGAAUGCAAGUAUCAUAACCAAGUAAAAUCCUGCUGUGAGUUGUGGUCAGUAUCAAGAUCACUGAGGGCCUAAACUACACUGCUAGCACAGAAAGUGUUUCAGUUUACAAAGGACUUUCUGUCAUGUUGUACCAUCUGAUUUAGCUGGAAAUAGUACUGAGAUUUUGAGAUAGACUUUGAAUGUUUCUACUUAAGACCAAAGAAGUUAGAAACCCAAAUAAGUUUUAGUCUGAUUUUAGUUACAUCACAGACUUGACAGUUCUAUAUUUAGGCUUUUCUGUGAGCUGCAGUGAGGAGAAUAAGAUUGCUGUGGAGAUGAAUGGGGGAAAGAAAUGGCAGGAAAUUUUGACUUAGAUUAAAUUAGAUCCUAGAGAAAGACACAAUAUCUCAAAGUAUUGACAAGUAUCUGACAGUCCAUAAAAUUAAAUCUCAUUAAAACAAAUUUAACCUGUGGAUGCAUUUUUUUCCCAGUGUUUUAAGAUUACUGCUUAAUCUAAUGCCUUGGAGAACACAGAAUGGAGAAUAAACUUGUCUGAACAAGUAAGAUCUCUAUAAAGGAUGAAGUAUCAACCUCAUGAUUGAAACAAAAUUUAGUGAAAAACAAAUUUGUUAUGUAAGAAAUAACAAUAGAGGUAUUCUAAUUUAUUAAAAAUAAUUGUGUCCAAACUUAUGAGUUUCUCCAUCUCAUCUCUCUCUUUCUCGGUGCCACAGAAUGUUAAAUUUUUUUUUCAGAUCCCCUGAGGUAUGUUUUAUAUAACUUAAAGCCAAAGAUAAUUGUGCAGACAGUGCUAGCUUUGAUAUCACAGAGGUUCCAGAAUGAAAGGUCAAGUUUUGCACGCUGAGUAUUUGUUGAAUAAUGUUGUACUUUCAAUGGAUAAUAUUAAAAGGUAACUACAAAGUGUUUCAUUUUCAAAUACAUAUUCUAUUGUAAAGCUGUUGGAGGCUUAUGUGCCUGAAAUUGAGAUGAACAGAAAUGGCUAUUUUUCUUUUUUUAUAUAUAAAUGUGGUAAUAUGCAUUGUGUGUGCUUGUACAGAAUUAGCUACAUUUACAGAACCUAGUGAGAAUAUAAAUUGCCAGUAGUAUUCUGGAAGUUUGUGUUACUGAUUUGUCUUGCUGUUAUUAUUUUAAGAUUCAAAGGACUAUGUUUAAGGCACCAGCCAUAAUUAAAAUGCUGCAAGCCUAAAUCUGCUGCAAGCCUAAAUCUGCUGCUAAUACUAAGUUGAGAAUUUCAACUAAAUUAUUUUUACUUUGACCUGCUCAGAUGUCAUAAGUUCAGAAAACAUCAGUCGUACAGUGGUGAGAGAAGAAACUUUUGAUUAUGGAAUUUGUUUUACAGUGCAAUUACUUUUAUACCCUUUCUGUAUUUGCAGACAUCUUUCACUGAUA
Molecule: messenger RNA, 3722 nt
Organism: Nothoprocta perdicaria
Lineage: Eukaryota; Metazoa; Chordata; Aves; Tinamiformes; Tinamidae
Gene: PDHX
Product: pyruvate dehydrogenase complex component X
Exons: 11
Coding region: 622-1968 (448 amino acids)
Biological process (GO): pyruvate decarboxylation to acetyl-CoA
Cellular component (GO): pyruvate dehydrogenase complex; mitochondrion
Molecular function (GO): acyltransferase activity
Source: RefSeq, a predicted model, not a curated record